This is a messenger RNA of Candida tropicalis MYA-3404, 582 nucleotides long. RefSeq lists its product as uncharacterized. The transcript has a single exon. Bases 1 to 582 code for a protein of 193 amino acids. The record is from RefSeq and is a predicted model, not a curated record. NCBI's taxonomy places the organism in Eukaryota, Fungi, Ascomycota, Pichiomycetes, Serinales, Debaryomycetaceae.
AUGACAUUUGCAACUGGUAGAGGAGGUGCUGGGAACAUCCACUCCAAUAAGAACAAAACUUCAGAGAAUAAUAUCAUACAACCAACCAAAUCAAGAAAUUCUCCAACCCCACAACAACUGCAAGACAGCAAUGGUCUUCAGAAAGUAACAUCACACAACAGUAAAAAGGUUUAUUAUUCUACAGGUAGAGGAGGUGCUGGUAACAUCCAAGCCUCAGAUCAAUUACCAUCUCCAAAAUUAGCUCCUCAGGGCUCAAAUACCCCAUAUUUACAUACAGCAAAAGUAUCCACAGGUAGAGGUGGGUAUGGUAACAUGGUGGAUAAUAAAGAUCCUGAAUUAACAAGAAAAUUACAAGAUGUGGAUGGUGCUCCAUCGUCCCCAAAAGAUGAUCUCUAUGCUGUGACGUCGAAUAGAUCAUUUAGUGUUGGAAGAGGUGGUUUUGGCAACAUGAUCUCUAGAAGUAGAUCUACCGAACUGCCUAAUGAAGAUGUUCCUAAUUUAUACACUGUGACUUCACAGCCAGAUAAAAAAGCCAAAAAGAAACAAGGUUUCUUGGGUAAGAUCAAAGAGAUAUUUACUUAG